CGCAGCCAUCAUGGCGGACGUGAUGAACGUCGGGGUGAACCUGGACGCCUUCUCUCACGCCAUCAGCGGGAUCCAGGCGCUGCGCUCCAGCGUGAGCCGCGUGUUCGAGUCCCUGAAGGACGGCAUGAAGAACCGGGACACGCUGGAGGGCCGCGAGAAGCAGUUCAUCUCCGAGUUCCAGGACAACCUGCACGCGGUCAACCGGGACCUGAAUGAGCUGGAGCGUCUCAGCGGUCUGGUUGGACGUCCUUCAGAGUCUCAUCCGCUCCACAACAGCGGCCUGCUGAGUCUGGACCCGGUCCAGGACAAAACCCCCCUGUACUCCCAGCUGCUGCAGGCCUACAAGUGGUCCAACAAGCUGCAGUACCACGCCGGUCUGGCCUCCAGUCUGCUGAACCAGCAGUCACUCAAACGUUCGGCCAAUCAGAUGGGAGCUUCAGCCAAGAGACGCCCCAAAGUCCAGCCCAGCACCCUGGUCCUGCCCCCCCACUACGUGGAUGAUGUCAUCUCUCGUAUCGGUCGGAUGUUUCCUGAUAUGAGCAUCGAGCUGUUCAGACCCAACGGGACGUCAGCAGUGCUGCUGGUGACCCUUGGGAAGGUGCUCAAGGCCAUCGUGGUGAUGCGUUCGCUGUUCAUUGACAGAACCGUCGUCCGGGGCUACAGUGAGAACGUCUACAGCGAGGACGGAAAGCUGGACAUCUGGACCAAGUCCCAGUACCAGGUGUUCCAGAAGGUUACAGACCACGCCACCACUGCCCUGCUCCACUACCAGCUGCCGCAGAUGCCGGACGUGGUGGUGCGCUCCUUCAUGACGUGGCUGCGGAGCUACAUCAAGCUGUUCCAGUCGUCCUGCCAGCGCUGCGGCCGCUACCUGCAGGACGGCCUCCCCCCCACCUGGAGGGACUUCAGGACCCUGGAGGCCUUCCACGACACCUGCCGCAUGUGACCCCGCCCCCUCCGGAGACCCCGCCCCCUCCGGAGACCCCGCCCCCAGCAGUCUGUUUGCUUCUGUAAAUAAAGCUUUUUAUAUGA
Molecule: messenger RNA, 1032 nt
Organism: Salarias fasciatus (jewelled blenny)
Lineage: Eukaryota; Metazoa; Chordata; Actinopteri; Blenniiformes; Blenniidae
Gene: med27
Product: mediator complex subunit 27
Exons: 8
Coding region: 11-946 (311 amino acids)
Biological process (GO): regulation of transcription by RNA polymerase II
Cellular component (GO): mediator complex
Molecular function (GO): transcription coactivator activity
Source: RefSeq, a predicted model, not a curated record